UGUGAGAUCGUGACCAUGACUGGAAGAGGCGGAAAGGUCGGUGGGAAAGGUCGCGCCAAGGCGAAGUCUCGGUCGUCCCGGGCUGGCCUGCAGUUCCCGGUGGGCCGUGUUCACAGGCUCCUGAGAAAGGGUAACUAUGCUGAGCGUGUGGGUGCCGGAGCGCCGGUCUAUCUGGCUGCGGUGCUGGAGUAUCUGACGGCUGAAAUCCUGGAGCUGGCCGGCAACGCGGCCCGGGACAACAAGAAGACCCGCAUCAUCCCCAGGCACCUGCAGCUGGCCGUGCGCAACGACGAGGAGCUCAACAAGCUGCUGGGAGGGGUGACCAUCGCUCAGGGCGGGGUGCUGCCUAAUAUCCAGGCCGUGCUGCUGCCCAAGAAAACCGGCUCUGCGGCAGCCGCUAAAAAGUGAAGAGAGUAUUCUUGAAUCUACCAACCCAAAGGUUCUUUU
This is a messenger RNA of Chiloscyllium plagiosum (whitespotted bambooshark), 447 nucleotides long. RefSeq names its product histone H2A-like. Gene Ontology annotation, cellular component: nucleosome. Lineage: Eukaryota; Metazoa; Chordata; Chondrichthyes; Orectolobiformes; Hemiscylliidae. The record is from RefSeq and is a predicted model, not a curated record. Gene Ontology annotation, molecular function: DNA binding; protein heterodimerization activity; structural constituent of chromatin.